AUGUACUGUUGCAAAAUUAAUUUUUCAAGUUUCGCAAAUUUCCUAAUAGAAGAUGUUUCGAGAUCAGUGAUAAAUUUUUUUUCCAUCUCUUCAAAAAUAAAUUUAUCGGAUUCGGAUCGUGCUGAUGGAGAACGUUUGCGCCGACAUUUGCAAUUUUUUUUUAUGGAUCCAAUGACAAAGUGGAAAAUACGUCAUCAGUUCCCAUUCAAACUAGCUUUGCAGAUUCUAAAAAUAGCUUUUAUUUCUAUACAAUUAUUAUUAUUCACGGAGUUGCGCAUCUCACAUGUUGAUUUUAUGGAUGAUACUAAUACAGUAAUGCGCCACAAAUUUUUAAAAAAUUGGAAUGAUGAACGGGAUACUCUCACUUAUCCACCGUCAUCUGGUUUGUAUUCUGUUUACACCGUGAUUGGUAGAAGUGAUCACAUUAUUCUUUUUUUUUCAAAAUUAGUUUUUCAGUAUUAUUCCAUCCAAGAAGAUUCAUUUGGAAGUUUUUCGUAUGACAUUCCAAGGAAUCAAGAUUUUGGUGCUUUGCCUAGCCUUUCAUUUGAGGAUAUACCGCCUAUGAAUUUUUGUCUCAAAAGAAUUGCUAAUGUCACAGUUUUCAACAAUACAUAUGAAUUCGAUGUUUCUGAAAUUAAUGAUUGUGUGAUAUUGAAAUUUGAUGAAAACGAAGUGAAAGAAGUUCGUCGAAACUCAAGCUCAUUAAGAAAAUUUUUGGAAAAGCGCCAUAUAACGUUCAAACCAGAAGAUGCUUUGGUCAUAUCCAAGGGUGUAAUAAGCUUCAAUUUGCGAACAAUACAUUUCACUCCAAUUUCGAUUGAUAAGCGACCAGAAUGUUUUUUAAUUCAAGUGUCAAUUGCUUUCGAUAAUUCCCGUCAUACUGGACAAGUACAUAUUUAUUUAACAACGGUGAUCAGCUACGUUACUUUAUGCAAUGGUCGAGUUUUGCAUGGUAUUGAAUUUUCUAUUUUCGUGAUCAUUUUUGUAAUUGAUAUUUUGGUUCUUCUCAUGUGUAUUGCUUCAUUCAUUUUGUGUUGUCGUGCUCUUGUUCGUGCUUAUCUUCUUAAACUAGUUAGUUUUACAUUCGUUAAGAACGUAUUAAAGCGUGAGUUGCAACUCAAUGAUCAGCUGGAUUUUUUGAAUUUAUGGUAUGUAAUGAUUGUUUUGAACGACAUUUUCAUCAUAUGUGGUACUUUGUGUAAAAUCACUAUUGAAUUCAGAGAUUUCGAUAGUGACUUGUUCACUACAUCUGGUAUAUUGCUUGGUAUCGGUGCCCUUAUGGUUUACGUUGGUGUUCUGCGUUAUUUUGGAUUUUUUUCAAAAUAUAACAUACUAAUUUUAACAAUAAAGAAAUCAGUACCUAAUAUCCUUCGCUUCAUGUCAUGCGGAGCUGUUCUUUAUACUGGUUUUCUGAUUGCUGGCUGGGUUAUUAUUGGACCAUAUAGCUUGAAGUUUCGGACAUUAGGGAAGUCAUCAGAAGCGUUAUUUUCAUUACUGAAUGGCGAUGAUAUGUUUGCAACAUUUUUUACUAUUAAUGAUUCCAAUACUGCUAUAAAAAUAUUCGGCACAAUUUACAUAUAUAUCUUUGUUUCAUUGUUUGUUUAUGUGGUGCUCUCGUUAUUUAUCGCCAUUAUUAUGGAUGCCUAUGAAGUAAUUAAGGUAUAUUUGCAAAAUAAUUUUUUUCACUGUUUCAAUUUCUAUGAAAUUCAUACUCCUGUGCUUUCAUUUUGUCGCUUUAUAUAUCAUGUCGGAAAGAAUCUGAGUAAUCUUUUUUCUUUUUGA
Molecule: messenger RNA, 1782 nt
Organism: Thelazia callipaeda (thelaziosis nematode)
Lineage: Eukaryota; Metazoa; Nematoda; Chromadorea; Rhabditida; Thelaziidae
Source: the annotation of a GenBank genome assembly